This is a messenger RNA of Macrosiphum euphorbiae (potato aphid), 699 nucleotides long. NCBI's taxonomy places the organism in Eukaryota, Metazoa, Arthropoda, Insecta, Hemiptera, Aphididae. The record is from the annotation of a GenBank genome assembly.
AUGUUUUUCGAAUGGUUUAUUAUUUCAGAUAUAGAUGGAGUUACUAUUUCAGGAUUGAGAAGCUAUAGGCUAUUAACUGUUGAUGAAAAAUUAAAACUACGGGAGAUAAAGGAAAAAUAUGAUAAACAGAGAGAAAAGGAAAGGAAGAAGCAGGCAGAAGAAAGAGAAAGGGAACGAAUAUUACGUGAGGCUGAAAGGGAGAAGGAACGGAUACAACGUGAAAAAGAGCGACAAAUGCGUGAAGCGGAAAGAGAGAUGGAGCGACAACAACGAGAUGCGGAAAGAAUACAUCGUCAAUUAGAAAGAGAAAAGGAGCAAAAAUUACGGGAAGAAGAAAGAGAGAUGGAGCGAAGACAACGUGAGAAAGAGAGACAACUACGAGAAGAAGAAAGGGAGAGGGAGCGAAGACAGCGCGAUGCAGAAAGGGAAAAGGAGCAACGAAGACGUGAAGUUGAAAGGGAAUUGCGUGAUUUGGAAAAACAGAGGGAACAAAAACAUCGUGAAGAAGAAAGAAGAAGGGAACAAAUCCAACGUGAGAAAGAGCAACAAAAUCGUGAGGCGGAAAGAGAGAAGGAGCGACAAAAACGCAAUGCUGAAAGAGCACAGUACGAAGUGGAAAGGGAAAUGCGUGAUUUGGAAAGACAAAGGGAACAAAAAAAACGUGAAGACAGAACGAAAUUGGGAACAGCAAAUACGUGA